Molecule: messenger RNA, 2882 nt
Organism: Owenia fusiformis
Lineage: Eukaryota; Metazoa; Annelida; Polychaeta; Sabellida; Oweniidae
Source: the annotation of a GenBank genome assembly
AUGUGAAUGAGUGUGAACAGAGUACUGCAAAUGACUGUUCAGCUAACUGCUGCACAAACACGUUUGGGGGAUAUAAAUGCUCAUGUGACAGCGGCUUUAUCGGUGAUGGCAUUGUAUGUCAAGAUAUCAAUGAGUGCGCUGCUGAUCCCAACGACUGCACCGACCCUAAUUCACAAUGCAUAAAUGAUGUUGGCUCGUUUCAUUGUGAAUGCAUCAUCGGCUAUGAAGGAGUAAACGGUUUCAACUGCACCCCCAUACCCGUAUCGUGUAAUCCAACAAAUUUGUGUCAGCUGGAUGCUAAUUGUACUGUUGUGAAUAAUACAAUUAUUUGUCUCUGUGAAGCACCAUGUUCAGAUGUCGAUGAGUGUGUGAACGCAACUUUAAAUGACUGCGCUAGUACUGCAACAUGCGAAAACACCAACGGUGGAUAUGAGUGUCAGUGUCAAGUUGGUUAUACAGGGAGUGGGAUAACGUGUACAGAUCUAGAUGAGUGUCUCCAGGGAGAUGACAACUGUGCAGAUGAAAUAGGACAAUGCACAAACAUUCCUGGGUCUUUCCAAUGUAAUUGUCUGAAUGGCUACAUCGGCGACGGAGUUGUAUGUGAAGAUAUCAAUGAGUGUGUACUCGUUGAGGAUGUCUGUGAUUCGAAUGCAGCAUGUAAUAAUCUAAUUGGCUCAUAUGAAUGCAUAUGUAAUGAUGGAUUUAUUGGUGAUGGACAAAGCUGUGAAGACAUCGAUGAAUGCUUGACCAUAUCAUGUGGACAGAAUGCUGCAUGUAUAAAUGUCGAUGGCUCGUUCGAUUGCCAGUGUAAUGUAGGUUUCACAGGGGAUGGGUUCAAUUGUACAGAUAUUGACGAAUGCCAGGACGAGAAUCUCAAUACUUGUGAUACUGCUAGUAAUGCGACAUGCACCAACACUGUUGGUUCUUAUGAGUGUAAUUGUAGCACUAACUGUAUAGAUGCUGAUGAGUGCUCAGACAAUACAGAUGAAUGCAGUGAUCUUGCUGAAUGUUCAAACACAGCUGGUGGUUAUACUUGUGAAUGUGAAAUAGGCUUCCAGGGUGAUGGAUUUGACUGCUCUAACAUUGAUGAAUGUUCAGAAGGGCUUGAUGAUUGUGACCCAAUAUCUGAGUACUGCGUGGAUACAUUCGGCUCAUUUGAAUGCUUUUGCAGUCCAGGUUUUGGACCAGAUGCAAUAUGCGAAGAUAUAAACGAAUGUUUACAAGUGCCACCCAUAUGCGAUGAGGAAUGUCAGAAUACAAUCGGUUCAUUUGAUUGUCUCUGCCCACCUGGAUAUACAACUAAUGGCUUCAACUGUGAUGACAUCAAUGAAUGUGACACCGAUCCCUGUCAGGAUAAUGCUUUCUGCACAAACACAAUUGGUUCAUUUGUGUGUACAUGUAAUGUGGGUUUUGAUGAUGAUGGUAAUGGAACAUGUGUUGAUAUUAACGAAUGCAAUGCAACAGUUUGUGUAGCUAAUGCAACUUGCAACAAUACAAUUGGAUCAUAUUUAUGCGAAUGCCCAACAGCAUGUGACGGAAUUGAUGAAUGUGUUACGGAAUCAGAUAACUGUGACAUUAAUGCAGUGUGUACUGAUAUAGAAUUCGGAACAUUUACAUGUGAGUGCAAUGCAGGGUACACAGGUGACGGUGUAACAUGUGAUGAUAUUGACGAGUGUUUGCAAGGUACAGACAACUGUGACAUUAAUGCUGCAUGUGAAAACAAUAUAGGAAGUUUCACAUGUGUAUGUAAUGAGGGAUAUGUCAAUUCUGCCGGCGUAUGCAUAGACGUCAACGAGUGUUUAGACAAUAACCUGAAUAACUGUGAUCCUAUUUAUGGUUUAUGUACAAAUAAUCAAGGAUCAUUUGAGUGUUCUUGCGCUGCUGGAUUUGGCUUGAUUGGAGAUGGUGUUACAUGUGGUGAUUUAAAUGAAUGUAUUGAAGGCUUCCCAUUUUGUGACACCAAUGCACAAUGUGAAAAUCUGUUUGGUUCAUUUCAAUGUUUAUGCAACCAAGGCUACACCGGGAAUGGAUUUGUGUGUGAUGAUAUAAACGAAUGCAACGAGACUGCAUUGAACAACUGUGAUGUGAAUGUCACAUGUUUAAACACUAUAGGAUCUUAUACAUGCAAUUGUAGUGCUCCGACCUGUGUAGAUAUUGAUGAGUGUGUUAUUGAAUCUGAUAAUUGUGGUGAUCCACCCGGAGCAGACUGCACAAACACAAAUGGGGGUUACACCUGUGAUUGUCUCCCUGGAUACACUGGAGAUGGCAUCACGUGUACAGAUAUUGACGAAUGUUUUCAAGGAACAGAUUCGUGUCCCCCAUUCUCUGGCUGUUUCAAUACUAUCGGAUCAUUUAGUUGUGUGUGUGAUACUGGAUUUCUACCAGUAGCAAAUUUGUGUGAAGAUAUCAAUGAAUGUAGCGUCAUAACUCCAACACUAACAUGCGGGGAGCUAGGUGUGUGUACAAAUACAAUCGGUUCAUUCACCUGUGGAUGCUCGGGAGGGUAUCAGCUUGUUGAUGACCAAUGCGUUGAUAUCAAUGAGUGUACAACUGAAUCUGAUAACUGUGAUACCUCUGCAAAUUGUUUUAAUUCCAUUGGAAGCUUCACAUGCACAUGUGACCAGGGAUAUGCAAUCAUACCGCCUGCAUCAAACUGUACAGAUGUCGACGAGUGUGCCUCAAAUGAAACAAACACAUGUGAUAGUAUUGCUGGCUAUACGUGUAAUAAUCUAAUUGGGUCGUAUAAUUGUAGCUGUGCAUCUUUGUGUACAGAUGUUAAUGAAUGUGAGAACGAAAAUGACUGUAGCUUAAAUGCAGACUGUACUAACUUUGACGGUGGUUACUACUGCACAUGCAAACCUGGAUUCACAGGAAAUGGACUU